AUGGAGGAUCCAGGAUCCUCCAGGAUCCAUGAAGACAUUAAAGCACUAGAGAGCAAUAAUCAAGCCUUAGCUGAUGCAAAGAUCCAGGAGUACUUGGAUCAGCAGAACAAUAUUCCACUAAAUAUUGCCGUCACAGGAGAGACAGGCUCUGGUAAAUCCACCUUAGUUAAUGCCUUCAGAGGCAUAGACAAUAGGGAUGAGAGAGCUGCUCCUACUGGUUGUGUAGAAACCACCUUAGAGGUUUCACCAUACCCCCAUCCCAACUAUCCCAAUGUCACACUGUGGGAUCUUCCUGCUAUUGGCACCACCAACUUUCCAGCUGACAACUACCUGAAGCUUGUUGGAUUUGAAAGGUUUGACUUCUUCAUCAUCAUCUCCGACACUCGCUUCAGAGAAAGUGAUGUGAAGCUCGCUCAGGAGAUUCAGAGGAUGAAGAAAAAGUUCUACUUUGUUCGUUCAAAGAUUGAUAGUGACUUAAGAAAUGAGGAAAUAAGUCAGGGAUCAAGGUUCAACGCAGAAAGGUGUCUUCAACAAAUCAGGGACAACUGCAUUCAGGGUCUUCAAAGACAAGGUGUUGAGUCUCCUCAAGUCUUCCUGGUGUCCAGCUUUGAUCUCCACCUGUAUGACUUCACUCUCUUAGGGGACACCUUUGAGGGAGAACUUCCUGCACACAAGAAGCAUGCUCUGCUGCUGGCCAUGCCCAACAUCAGCCUGGAGGUCAUCAACAAGAAGAAAAAGGCUUACCAGUCCAAAAUAAAAUACUAUGCUAUGCUUAGUGCAGGUGUAGCAGCUGUACCAGUUCCUGGGCUUUCUGCUGCAGUUGAUGUGGGUGUGUUGGUUUCUGUUGUUACACAGUAUGUAAAUGGGUUUGGGCUUGACAUCCUGUCACUGCGGAGACUCACUGAUAGAAGAGGUAUGCCAUUUAGGGAUUUGAUUAACAUCAUAGUUUCACCACUGGCUGCAACAGAAAUAACCCGAGAUCUUGUGUUGAAGGUGCUUCUUAGAUGUGCAGGCACAGCUGCAUUAAUGGCAGCAGAGGAAGUGUUCAGAUUUAUUUCAGUAUUUGGAAUCCCUGCAGCAAUGAUCCUUUCUUUUACCUUCAUCUACAGAGCUCUCAAUUAUUUCCUCGACACACUUGCUGAGGAUGCAGAGAGGGUGUUUAAAAGGGUCAUGGGUUUAGACACCUCAUUGUGAUUUUGUAAAGUGAAUGGCAGUGGCAUUUAGUGGCACAUUAAAAACUGCAGAGAAAGAGCUUUUGAAUUAUGUUUGUGAGUAGACUGCAUUUUAAUUUUUUAAGUGCUCAAAUCAUAC
This is a messenger RNA of Epinephelus lanceolatus (giant grouper), 1311 nucleotides long. Its product is annotated as interferon-inducible GTPase 5-like. Gene Ontology annotation, cellular component: membrane. Gene Ontology annotation, molecular function: GTP binding. The record is from RefSeq and is a predicted model, not a curated record. Lineage: Eukaryota; Metazoa; Chordata; Actinopteri; Perciformes; Serranidae.